Molecule: messenger RNA, 1549 nt
Organism: Salarias fasciatus (jewelled blenny)
Lineage: Eukaryota; Metazoa; Chordata; Actinopteri; Blenniiformes; Blenniidae
Gene: mab21l2
Product: mab-21-like 2
Exons: 1
Coding region: 420-1499 (359 amino acids)
Source: RefSeq, a predicted model, not a curated record
GGAGCCAUUCAUAAAGUACACAAAUCCGACUCAAAGCUGAGUGUGGACGAAAAGUGAGCGGGGGGCACAGAGGAAGAGGACAAACAGCGAGAGGGAGAGGAGAUGAGUGGCCGCAGACGGUGUUUGUAGCCCAGGACGCGGAUGGUGACCCGGAGCCUGAAUAUGAAUCUUCUGAGCAGGAGGUGCUCAUGACCUGGACUGAUAUUUAGCAGGCUGUUACGUUGCAUCUCUAUCCGUUUCCUCCUCCACACACUGACGUCCAUCCGCUUCAAAAGCAGACAAGAAAGAAAGAAAAAAAAAACUUUGAUUACUCAUUUUUCCUGCACGGGCAAGCGUCUUGCCUCUGGCGUUACCGGUAAGCAUUGGAUCCGUCAACUUACUGCGACUCUCCGGUGUACAGCCCGGACCUCUGCCCCAACAUGAUAGCGACGCAGGCGAAGCUGGUUUACCAGCUCAACAAAUACUACAACGAGAGAUGCCAGGCGCGCAAAGCGGCCAUUGCGAAGACUAUUAGGGAGGUCUGCAAAGUGGUGUCGGACGUCCUGAAAGAGGUGGAGGUGCAGGAGCCCCGCUUCAUCAGCUCCCUCAGCGAGAUAGACGCGCGCUACGAGGGGAUGGAGGUCAUCUCGCCCAACGAGUUCGAGGUGGUGCUGUACCUCAACCAGAUGGGGGUGUUCAACUUCGUGGACGACGGCUCUUUGCCCGGAUGCGCGGUGCUGAAGCUGAGCGACGGCCGCAAGAGGAGCAUGUCGCUGUGGGUCGAGUUCAUCACCGCCUCGGGCUACCUCUCCGCCAGGAAGAUCCGCUCGAGGUUUCAGACUCUGGUGGCGCAGGCCGUGGAUAAAUGCAGCUACCGCGACGUGGUGAAGAUGGUGGCCGACACCAGCGAGGUCAAGCUCCGGAUCAGGGAGAGGUACGUGGUGCAGAUCACCCCCGCCUUCAAGUGCACUGGGAUUUGGCCUCGGAGUGCCGCUCAGUGGCCCAUGCCGCACAUCCCCUGGCCCGGCCCGAACCGGGUCGCGGAGGUGAAAGCCGAGGGCUUCAACCUCCUCUCCAAGGAGUGCUACUCUCUGACGGGGAAGCAGAGCUCCGCGGAGAGCGACGCCUGGGUGCUGCAGUUCAGCGAGGCCGAGAACAGGCUGCUGAUGGCCGGCUGCAGGAAGAAGUGUCUGUCCGUCCUGAAGACCCUGAGGGACCGGCACCUGGAGCUGCCGGGCCAGCCGCUCAACAACUACCACAUGAAGACCCUGCUGCUGUACGAGUGCGAGAAGCACCCGAGGGAGACCGACUGGGACGAGUCUUGCCUGGGAGACCGGCUGAACGGGAUCCUGCUGCAGCUCAUAUCCUGCCUGCAGUGCCGCAGAUGCCCCCACUACUUUCUGCCAAACUUGGACUUGUUUCAGGGGAAGCCUCACUCAGCCCUGGAGGCUGCAGCGAAGCAGACGUGGAGACUAGCGAGGGAAAUCCUCACCAACGCCAAAAGUUUGGACAAAUUAUGAACUCAGUGUCGCCACGGCACCAAGAGACUUUUUUUUUUUUUGGGAUAAAA